This is a messenger RNA of Capsella rubella, 2065 nucleotides long. RefSeq lists its product as uncharacterized. The transcript has 3 exons. NCBI's taxonomy places the organism in Eukaryota, Viridiplantae, Streptophyta, Magnoliopsida, Brassicales, Brassicaceae. The record is from RefSeq and is a predicted model, not a curated record. The coding region runs from base 433 to 1758 and encodes 441 amino acids.
UUUUGUGUGUGUAUUGUGGUGUUUUGUUUUUUCUUUUCUCUUUCUUUGGGGUAAGUCACAUUCUUGAUUAAAAUAGAAAUGCUUUUCUCUUCGUAAGGGAUCAUCUUUUCAUGCCGAUUGCAUCAGUGCAGAUUUCCUUUUUUACUCUUCUCUUCUCAAAUUUUCCCAUUUUUUUUGUUUUCUUAAUCUCUCUCACUCCUCUGAAAUUCUAAAUUUAUCAACUUUGUCUUUCUUUCCCAAAGCUUUAAUCUUUUUCACCCUUCUUUUCUUUUUUCCCUCUGGAUCGUAUCAGUGAGGUUGAGAAGAGGGUAGAUUGUGAUAAAAAUUUGGAGCAAACCCCAGAUGAUUACGUCUUUUACCUGAGAAAAACCCAAAACUCACAAGUAAAAAAAACAACUCUCAGUGAUUUUUCUUGACGAACAGAGACACCUAAUGGGCUCAGAGCAGCAUAGAUUUCCUCAGCAGGAACAGAGGAAAAGGUGGGGAGGCUGUUUAGGAGUGUUCUCUUGCUUCAAGUCACAAAAAGGCGGUAAACGAAUUGUGCCUGCAUCUCGCAUUCCAGAAGGCGGUAAUGUCUCAGCCUCACAACCUAAUGGGGCUCAUCAAGCUGGUGUCUUGAAUAAUCAAGCUACGGGAGGAAUUAAUCUAUCACUUCUGGCUCCACCAUCCUCUCCUGCUUCCUUCACCAAUUCUGCUCUUCCUUCAACCGCUCAGUCACCAAACUGUUACUUAUCGCUGGCUGCUAACUCACCUGGAGGUCCUUCAUCAAGUAUGUAUGCCACUGGACCAUAUGCUCAUGAAACCCAGUUGGUCUCCCCCCCUGUUUUCUCUACAUUCACCACCGAGCCAUCAACCGCUCCUUUCACACCUCCUCCAGAGCUUGCACGUCUGACUGCUCCUUCUUCACCUGAUGUGCCUUACGCCCGUUUCUUGACGUCCUCCAUGGAUCUCAAGAACUCUGGUAAAGGCCAUUACAAUGUUUCAAGUGAUCUCCAAGCUACAUAUUCUCUUUAUCCCGGAAGUCCAGCCAGCGCUCUUAGAUCACCAAUCUCUCGGGCUUCGGGAGAUGGGUUAUUGUCGCCUCAAAAUGGUAAGUGCUCAAGGAGUGAUUCUGGCAACACCUUUGGGUAUGACACAAAUGGUGUCUCAACGCCUUUGCAGGAGUCAAACUUUUUCUGUCCUGCAACUUUUGCCAAGUUUUACCUGGAUCACGACCCUUCGGUUCCUCAAAACGGUGGAAGAUUAAGCGUGUCGAAGGAUUCAGAUGUGUAUCCUACAAAUGGAUAUGGAAACGGGAACCAGAAUAGGCAGAACAGAAGUCCCAAGCAAGACAUGGAGGAGUUGGAAGCUUACAGAGCUUCUUUUGGGUUUAGUGCAGAUGAAAUCAUCACAACUAGUCAGUAUGUAGAGAUCACUGAUGUGAUGGAUGAUUCUUUUAGCAAAUCGACAUACUCUCCAAGCGAUGGACAAAAGCUGCUGAGAAGAGAAGUAAAUUUGCUGAGUCAAACAAGCCCCAAAUCAGAAGCUGAUCUUGAUUCACAAGCUGUAGACUUCCAUUCACCGAAGGCAUCCAAUGGCUACAAAGAGCACAAACAAAGAAACAAGCGCAUCCACGCGGAUGAAGAGGCUCUAUUAUCUCGAGUGGGUUCAGUAAAAGGAAACAGAAGCUAUCCCAUAUCGAGCUCAGAUGCAGAGAUAGAAUACCGAAGAGGAAGAAGCUUAAGAGAAGGGAGAGAGAACAGACACAGGAUAGGCUGAUCAAAGACAAGAAGAACAAAGCCAGCUCUGUUGUUAAAAAGGUCCUUCUAAGUUCUGAAAUGUGAUCUUGUGAUGUUAACUCUUGAGAUAAGAAAUCUAGUUUUUUUGUUUUUCUAAGUAUAUAUAGAUAUAUAUAUAAAAUAUUACAGAUGGUUUUUAAGUAGAAUGAAAAUGAAUGAAUGAUGUUAUAUAUAAGAGAGAGCAGCAAGGGUGAGAAAGUGAAUGCUUUUUUUUAGUUUGACAUGGCUUUUUUGUAAAGACCCAAUCUUUUAUCUAAUUGCACCAAUCUGUUUGUGCUUCUUUGUUA